AUGGGUCUUCCGGUUAUGCCUCGAACAGCAUCUAAUGAAGAAAAUAAACGAAUUAUUAUGGAUUUAGAUGUUCUUGUAAAAAGUUAUAAUUUUCCAUAUAUUGUUUGUUGUCUUGGUUAUUUUAUUCGACAAACAGAAGUUUGGAUAUGUAUGGAAUUAAUGGCAUCUUGUUUUGAUAAACUUCUUAAACUUAUUCGACAACCUAUACCUGAAUCUAUUCUUGGAAAAUUAACAGUUUCUACAGUCACUGCAUUGAGUUAUUUGAAAGAAAAACAUGGUAUUAUACAUCGAGAUGUUAAACCAUCGAAUAUAUUAAUUGAUGAACAAGGAAAUAUAAAAUUAUGUGAUUUUGGUAUUAGUGGUGUACUUAUUGAUUCAAGAGCUAAAUCAAGAAAUGCUGGUUGUGCUGCAUAUAUGUCACCAGAACGUAUUGAACCAUCGAACCAAGAAAAACCUAAUUAUGAUAUACGAGCUGAUAUUUGGAGUUUAGGAAUUUCACUUAUUGAACUUGCUACUAAUGCACAUCCAUAUUCAAAUUGUGAAAAUGAUUUUGGUGUUAUGGCACGCAUUGUUACGGAAGAUUCACCUCAAUUACCUACUCAUCUUACAUUUUCUGACAAUUUUCAAUCUUUUGUUGAUAUAUGUUUAAUUAAAGAUUAUCAACAAAGACCAAAAUAUGGUCCAUUAAUGCUUCAUUCAUUUUUUAUUCAAUCAAGAGAACAGUCUGUUGAUGUUGCCGGAUGGUAUCGAGAUGUUACAACUGCUGCAAUUGAAAAACAACAGUAA
Messenger RNA from Rotaria sordida, 786 nucleotides. NCBI's taxonomy places the organism in Eukaryota, Metazoa, Rotifera, Eurotatoria, Philodinida, Philodinidae. The record is from the annotation of a GenBank genome assembly.